This is a messenger RNA of Bemisia tabaci, 2400 nucleotides long. It is a transcript of the gene eIF2Bepsilon, whose product is annotated as eukaryotic translation initiation factor 2B subunit epsilon. NCBI's taxonomy places the organism in Eukaryota, Metazoa, Arthropoda, Insecta, Hemiptera, Aleyrodidae. The record is from RefSeq and is a predicted model, not a curated record. Gene Ontology annotation, molecular function: translation initiation factor activity; translation initiation factor binding; guanyl-nucleotide exchange factor activity. Gene Ontology annotation, cellular component: eukaryotic translation initiation factor 2B complex.
GGUUAGAAAAUAUGGUAAAGUUCUCCCCCCACCCCCAGUCAGUUGAUGUUAAGUGCUUUCUGAGUGUUAUCACGAAGAAAUUUAAUUUUAUCCCCUGAUCAAUAAUGUAUUUUGCCUUUUUUCUCCUAGGUCAUGAACAUUCUGUCCUAAAAUCAGACCUCCCAUCAGUCCCAUCAUCAAUCGUCAAGGUGUGAUCCUUAGAAUGUGUUCUUGAUUCGACGUGUGAAUUUUGUUUUCAAAACAAUUUAUUCAGUGAUUAAAACAGCACUUUCAUCUUAAACAUACAUAAAACACCUUCAGCUUGUCUUUUUCUUGUAGUGCUGCAGAAAUAUUUUACCAUGUCAGGCGAUUUGAUGAAAGCUACAACAGUAGCGGUUGUUAUAACCGACACGUUUAACAAAAAUUUCGCGCCAGUGUGCAGUGACAUUGCUCCCUGUUUAAUGCCUCUAGUCAAUCGCCCUUUACUUGACUACACCCUUGAGUCUCUCUCCUUUGCUGGCAUUCAAGAAGUCAUCCUUUUUUGCUCUACUUUUGCGGAUCAAAUCAAACAGCAUGUGAAGAACAAGUCGUGGCCUGGCCUGUCCAUCUCCACUGUCAUCUCUGAAGGAUGUUACUCUUUAGGUAAUGCCAUGCGGGAUCUUGAUGCCAAAGGUAUUAUCAAGAGCGAUUUUCUGCUCUUUACUGGCGCGGCAGUAUCAAAUGUCAAGUUCCAGAAAAUUCUCAACAAACAUAAAUACAUUCAGUCAGUUGACAAAGGGGCUGUAAUGACUUUAAUUCUGAAAGAAGCUGGCAAACGGAGGAAAACUAAUGCAGAAAAUGUUAUUCUUGCAAUUGAUUCUAAAACAGGGCGAGUUCUAUGUCAAGACAAAUCGACCACAAAACGCUUCAAUAUUCCUCUAGAAAUUGUUUUACAGUACCCAAGUAUUGAUAUACGCAAUGAUCUUCUUGAUACCAAUAUCUGUGUUUGUUCAGCAGCCGUACCACCUCUCUUCUCGGACAAUUUUGAUUUUCAAACCUUAGAUGAUUUUGUGAGAGGUUUACUCAUCAAUGAAGAAAUUCUAGCCAGUUCAGUUUAUAGUCAUGUCUUAUUAGGAGAUGAGUAUACUGCCUGCGUUAAUAGUUGGAGCUCUUACCAGCAGGUUAGUGCUGAUGUUAUUAACCGCUGGGUACAUCCACAAGUGCCUGACAAUAAUGUCCAAGCACCGUAUACCUACAGGCGGAACAAUAUUUAUCUGCAACAGAAUAUCUCUCUUUCCAAGGACUGCAAGCUCCUUCAAGAUACGAUUAUUGGUGCAGGAUCGCAAAUUGGGAAUAACACGGUAAUUAAGAAUAGUGUCAUCGGAUGCCAGUGUAAAAUUGGUUCUAACGUUACCAUCAAAAACUCUUUUCUCUUUGACGGCUGCAUUGUGAAAGAUAAUUGCACUAUCAGCUAUGCAGUCCUAGGAUCUGCGUCUCAAGUAGGGGAGAGUUCGUCUGUACUGGAUGGAUGUAUUCUCGGUCCUCAUGUUGUCUUAGAUUCAAAAACGUGUGUAAAGAGUAUGUUGUUGCAGGCUUCGGAGAGCAAAGAUAAAGUCGGAUCACAAGCUUACAUUUAUGAAAACAAAGAUGCUGAUGAUUCGGACAGCGAUUAUGAAGAGGAUAGUCCGAAUGAAGAAUACCUUGGCUUGUGUCUCAGCGAUGAUGAUAAUGAAGAGAAAGACGGAGUUGCUGGUUCAGAAAGUGAUACAAGUCUCAGUGACGAUGAAGAUCAUCAUGCUCAGACACCACUACCUGACGAUACUAACUUAUUCUAUUCUGAAGUAGUUGAUUCCCUUGUUCGUGGCUUUGAAGAUAAGUUGCUCUGUGAUAAUUUAAUACUAGAAAUUAAUUCAUCAAGAUAUGCAUACAAUGUGAGCGUGGGAGAAGUCAAUUUUCAUGUUGUUCGGGCAUUGCUAACAUUGCCAGAGAAUGAAGACUUGGAGAAAUUAGAAAACGUACAGAAACUCGGGAAAUACCUGCAGCAACUGAAAUCAAGACUAAUCUAUUUCCUCCCAAUCUUGAAGAAUUAUGUGCGAAAUGAAGAUGCCCAGGCGGACUGUCUGCAAGCAAUAGAAGAAGUGGCUUCGUCGAAUGAAUUAUUUGGUAAAGUGGCGGUUAAAGUAUUCGUUUUUUUGUAUGAGAAAGACAUUUUAGCGGAAGAAGAGAUCAUGAAGUGGUAUCAUAAUCUAAGUGAUGAGUCAGAAUCGUUGAAGAAACAGCUGAUGCCUUUCAUCAAAUGGAUGCAAGAAGCUGAGGAAGAGUCUGAUAGCGAUAGUGAAUAAGUUUAACUUGAUAUUGCGUUGCUGGAAAAAUUAACUUGUGUUUCCUUUUUUUGUCUAUUUUAAUUGUAAAAUAAAUUAUUGAAUUUUAUUUUUAAAAAAA